Leptomonas pyrrhocoris is the source of this 696-nucleotide messenger RNA. RefSeq lists its product as hypothetical. NCBI's taxonomy places the organism in Eukaryota, Euglenozoa, Kinetoplastea, Trypanosomatida, Trypanosomatidae. Bases 220 to 696 code for a protein of 158 amino acids. The record is from RefSeq and is a predicted model, not a curated record. The transcript has a single exon.
AGCUGCAAUUGUGUAUACAUUCUUUUCUACACCACUGUCGCCUCUACGCUGCGCAGACGACCUUGAUAUUGAUUCGUGCACAGUAACAAGAAAAAGAAGUAUAAGCCCCCUUUUUUCCCAUUUGCUCCCUCUUCCUUUUUUCUCUCUCCACCUACCCGCCGUCUGCUGAGACAAACGAAUUUAAAUCGAGACAUCAAUAAUAGCAACACCCACGCAGUCAUGCCCUCCACAGCAGAGCACGUGGCAGAGAUUCACGCCUUUCUUGAUGAGUGGCACAAGGCAGCAGCCAAGGGCGACUUUGACUUCUACUUUGGUAGCAUGACAGAGGACGCGCACUGGCUGGGUACCGAUGCGGCAGAAAACUGGAGCAAGUCUGAGUUUGCCGCCAUCGCCAAGCCGCGCUUUGACAGCAAGCAGGCGUGGGACUUCACGGCGGUGGAGCGCAAUGUCUACGUGCAGGCGAACGGUACGUUUGCGUGGUUUGAUGAGGUGCUGGAUACCUGGAUGAAAGCCUGCCGCGGCAGCGGUGUGUUGGAGAAGGUGGAGGGGCAGUGGAAGGUGCAUCACUACGUGCUAUCCAUGACGGUGCCGAACGGAGAAGGCAAGGAGGAGUUGAAACGGGAAAUACUGCCGUUUAAGGGCAAGUACGAAGAUAGCAUGCUUGCCGAGAUGCGUAAGAAGCCGAAGCACAACUGA